Molecule: messenger RNA, 1943 nt
Organism: Erpetoichthys calabaricus (reedfish)
Lineage: Eukaryota; Metazoa; Chordata; Cladistia; Polypteriformes; Polypteridae
Gene: mpnd
Product: MPN domain containing
Exons: 13
Coding region: 424-1836 (470 amino acids)
Biological process (GO): double-strand break repair
Cellular component (GO): BRISC complex; BRCA1-A complex
Molecular function (GO): metallopeptidase activity; polyubiquitin modification-dependent protein binding
Source: RefSeq, a predicted model, not a curated record
CGGCCGUGUCCGAGAACAGCUGCGGGCGGGCGGCGUAUUGUCAUGAUAAUGAGGAGUCUGGAUGCGCGAGCACGUGGUGCCGGGAGGAUGCGUGACGUGUGGAAGAGAAGAGAGGACAGGACGAGUGUGCGUGCGCGAGUGUCAGGGGCGCCCGGAGUGCUCUGACCCCCCGCAGGUGUGCACGCUCAGGUGUGAAGCUGCAAUCCCCGCCCCCCCGUCACUGCCCCCCCACUUCCACUCCAUCCUUUCGGUCCAAGUUUUUGAGGCGGCCCGACUUGAUCGGCGAAAUCGAAAGGAGGACGGCGCAGGACGGGAGAGCCGAAGAGCGGAGGAGAGCCGACCGGAGCGGCGCUCUCUGUGGAGGGGCCGGUGGCGGGUUAAAAGCGAGGGCACCGCGGGAGCUGCCUGCCGGACGCCGCAGAAAUGGGUUCCGAGUCUCCAUCCCCCCCGAAUCUCUUGGAAGAGGGAGGUGAGCUGGACGAGGAGGAGCUGAGCCCGGUGGAGGAUCCGGAAGGCGGCCGGACGCAGAGCAGUCGCAGCUCCCUGAUGACCAGACGUGGGAUCACCUUGCGAGUCUUGCUGAAGGACGGUCUGAUUGAGCCGGGAGAUGGCGUCCUGUCCAUUCAUUACUUGGGAAAAAAGUUCAUCGGCGACUUGCUGGCGGACGGGAAGAUCCGCUGGGUGGAAACGGGCCAACUCUUCAACUCCCCCAGUGCCUGGGCUACGUACUGCAAGAAGUUGGUGAACCCCGCCAAGAAAUCGGGCUGCGGCUGGGCGUCCGUCAAGUACCGCGGUCAGAAGCUGGUCCAGUACAAGACGACCUGGCUGCACAAGUACCAGCCGGCUGCAGAAAUGACCCUGGCAAGUGAGGGAGAGGACGAGGAUCUGGGCGAAGAAGAUGAGGAAGAAGGGAAGAUGAUGCCAGCUGAGGAGAAGAACAGAAAAGGGAUGAACAAAAAUGGCCUGGACCCAACUCAGCAAGAGGGAGGCCAGCUGGACCGGAGGACCGACCCCAAGGAGUGCGUCCUGCUCCACUACUCGGCCCUGGGCAGUCGAGAUGCAGGCAGGGACCCUCACACCCUGGUAGAGCUGACAGCCUUUUCUGCAAUGAACAAGUUCCAGCCAUUCAAUGUGGCCGUGUCCAGCAACGUGCUGCUGCUCGUGGAUUUCCACUGCCACCUGACACGCAGUGAGGUUGUGGGCUACCUGGGUGGCCGUUGGGACACCAACACCCAACUGCUCACAGUGCUGCGGGCAUUUCCUUGUAGGACGCGGCUGGCUGACCGAGACGCUGCCCCUGCUGUGGAGGAGGAGAUCUGCCAGAACCUGCUCAUGCGUGGCCUCGCCUUGGUGGGCUGGUACCACAGCCACCCUUAUGGCUCUGCACACCCGUCCCUUCAAGACAUCGACUCUCAGAUGGACUACCAGCUGAAGUUGCAGGGGAGCAGCAACGGAUUUCAGCCCUGUUUGGGACUGGUCUGCAGUCCUUAUUUCCACGGGAACCCCAGUGUGGAGUCCCGGAUUUCCCCAUUCUGGGUGAUGCCCCCUCCAGAACAACGGCCCAAUGACUACGGAAUCCCCAUGGAGGUGGAGAUGACCUACGUUCAGGACGCCUUCCUCACCAGCGAUGUCCUGCACGAGAUGAAGCUGCUGCUGGAUUAUUACAAAACAGCCCCUGAUCUCAUCAAAUUUGUAGAUGUCUGGAAGGCAGAGAAGACGUACCUGGACAAGCUGAAGACCUCUCUGUCCAGUCAUGCCCCAAAGGACCAGGCCUACAGCCAGAUCCUGCAGCACAUCUUCAAUCAGCUGCUUGGUCAAGAUGCGGGCAGCCAGUGAGGACUACUGAUUUUAGAAUGGACUCUGGAACUUUUCCCAUAACGUUAAAUGACACUGACAACCCCUGGCACAUGUUGGUUUCAGGGCACAUCACAAAAAAAUAAAAA